Anneissia japonica is the source of this 4895-nucleotide messenger RNA. RefSeq names its product ras association domain-containing protein 10-like. Bases 445 to 1845 code for a protein of 466 amino acids. The transcript has 2 exons. NCBI's taxonomy places the organism in Eukaryota, Metazoa, Echinodermata, Crinoidea, Comatulida, Comatulidae. Gene Ontology annotation, biological process: signal transduction. The record is from RefSeq and is a predicted model, not a curated record.
UUAGUAAGAUCAUAGACCUAGCAAACUUUGUAGCCAGCCUGGGGCAUCCGUAUGACGCAUGCUCAUUAGUACAUUGUUCGACUGUUCCCCCAGGUAAGCCUAUGGCUCUGCAUGAUCACGUUCAAGUAUCCUAUCGCAUAAUGAUACCCCAUUACUGCUUUGUAAGUCAACAUUGACUUAAGCUACAUAUUAUUUACCCUGGCUAUAAAUUGUGCUUCUGGUUCAGAGCCUAAUUAUUGCCGGUCAACCUCCAGUACCCUCCAGUGGUCUCUUUGAGACAAGUCCCCUCACAAUAGACCCAGACCGCCUGACGUUCAUCGAGUGUAUCGUCAUGAUAAGAGGGAUAAAUGAUCCGGAGAAAUGCCUUUAUGUGUUGAACUGCUGUGGACCGUGGACGGUAGACAUUCGACUCGUGGACAUUGAGUUGUGAAAAUCGUGUAGAAAAUGGGAGCAAAACUUCGGCAGCGCGAGUACGGUAAUUGGGGAGAUAUGGAAGUGAACGUGUGGGUGAACAAUCGAGAAAAGAAGGUAAAAGGACUGACAAAACGAACAACAUGCCAUGACGUCAUUACAGCACUUCUGUAUAACAAAACCAAGGCUGAUAAACUUGCAGACGAUUACAUCGAAUCUUAUGUUAUUAUUGAGCAGUGGCGAGAAUGCGAACGAGUUUUACCACGGAAUACAAAAAUUAUCAAAAUUUGGCGCGCUUGGCACAACGAGCAGACGAAUGUAAAAUUUAUUUUGAGAAAGAAAACGACUGAAAGUAUUACGAAUGACAACAAACAAACAAAACCAAAAGAAAUUCCACCAAGGAUUUCGCGAAAGAGAAGACCUGGAGAAAAGAGUUGUGGCAGGAGAGCACACAGUGUCGAACGUAGUGACCAACAAGAUAAUGUGAAAUGGCUAAAUGAACAAAAUAAUCACAGAAUAAGUCGAAGUAAUGACGAGCUUCUAGAUAGCCAAUCAUAUCGCAGCAUAUCACUUGCGGACGUCGUUGCUCCUGCUUCUGAUAAGCUUAUGGAGCUUGUGAUCGGGCAAGAAGAACAAAUACAGAAUCUGAUGGAAACUAUUCGACAGACCGAUUUAGAGAUCGAAUAUUACGAAACACAGAUGCACGUAUGCCGUAUGUACGCAAACGGAAAAGAUUAUGUGCAGGAAUCAUACUUAUCCGCGAAUGGUGACAAUGAUGUUUUAGUAUCGAACGAUAAAUACCAUGCAGUUUCCGGCGGUUGUGAAACGCAGUCACGUGAGUCGAUAGAACUACAAAAGAAGACUUUUAUAAAUCAGUGUGUUUUGGAUAUGCCUGUAACUGAUAAAGACUGCAAUGAAGUAACUCAAGGCAGGAUACUUUCGUCAGAGAAAGAGUGUGCAGAUAGUGACAAACUGGUAACGAUUUCCAAUGUUACAUAUGAACCUUCUAUUAGAAAGAGUAAAAAACACGUGACUUUUGCGAAACUUGACAGCGAAGGAAACCGAAUUUGCGCCGAUUCCAUAGAAAGUUUGAAUGAAAUUGGUAUCGAUAGAAAAACUACACAGAUAAUGCCUACAUGCUAUGAAACAAAUGAGCUGGAAAAUAGACAUUCACCAGUGGAACUUAAAAGAAAUAUAACCACGCAACCUGACGAAACAUUAAAUCGGUUAAAUUGUGUUAAACCGAACAAUAAUAUUAAAGGCAUUUUACAUGUGAAUAACAAGCAUACGAUGGCGACUCAUCAGCUAACUGAAUCAACCAUUUGGGAUCAGGCUAGUAACGAUACAGACUCAAGUUCCGAUACUGGUUUAAGUUCAAUGCAAGACUCAGAAGAUGGGGGCGCUGUUCAUUUUGCCUCUGUAACACUGGUUUAAAAAAAAAAUAUAACAUGAAAACAGAAUAUAAGCCUACCGCUAAAGAAAAUAUUUAUUUAUGUAGCUGUCUGUUUAGAUGUAUGUAUGUAUUUAUUUUAUUUUCUCGAGUCAAGUUAUAUUUUUUUAUUGAACUUGUAAUUGAGUAAAUAUACAAAUUCUGACAAAUGUUGUAAUACCAUGAUUAAUUAUUAAGAUUAGUACAGAAUUUGAAAUACCAUUUGAUAACAAUUUGAAAGAAUUAUAUUGAUAUGGCGAUUUGUAUAAAUUAAAUGAUUGUGUGAAAACGACUGAAAUAGCUCGAAAUAGUGUGACUCUUUGCCUGUCAGUUGUGUGAAUUAUUAUACAGUACGGACUAAAGCUUCCUUUUUAUAAUUGUAAUUCAUUAAAUAGUGUUAUAUCAUAGGCCCUAUAGCAGUGGAUCACAAGGUAUUAUCAAGUGCAUAGGUUGUCCAAAGUGUUCAUGUGAAAAUAAUGAUGUGUCGUAUUUAUUUUCUAUGCUUGUUGAAAAUGCAAACAUUCUAAGCUCCUGCUACUUUCAUUGGCUACAAUUAAUUAAAUAAUCUUAUUGAGCGUAAGAGAUGUUCCAAGUUUUCAUGUGGAAAUAAUGAUGUGUCGUACUUAUUUUCUAUGCUUGUUGUAAAUGUAAACAUUCUAAGCUCCUGCUACUUUCAUUGGCUACAGUUAAUUACAUAAUCUUAUUGAGCGUAUGGAUGUCCCACGUUUUCAUGAGGAAAUAAUGAUGUGUCGUACUUAUUUUCUAUGCUUGUUGAAAAUGUAAACAUUCUAAGCUCCCGCUACUUUCAUUGGCUACAAUUAAUUACAUAAUCUUAUUGAGCAUAUGAGAUGUUCCAUGUUUUCAUGUGGAAAUAAUGAUGUGCAGUAUUUAUUUUCUAUGCUUGUUGUAAAUGUAAACAUUCUAAGCUCCUGCUACUUUCAUUGGCUACAGUUAAUUACAUAAUCUUAUUGAGCGUAUGGAUGUCCCACGUUUUCAUGUGGAAAUAAUGAUGUGUCGUACUUAUUUUCUAUGCUUGUUGUAUAUGUAAACAUUCUAAGCUCCCGCUACUUCCAUUGGCUACAAUUAAUUACAUAAUCUUAUUGAGCAUAUGAGAUGUUCCAUGUUUUCAUGUAGAAAUAAUGAUGUGUCGUAUUUAUUUUCUAUGCUUGUUGUAAAUGUAAACAUUCUAAGCUCCCGCUACUUCUAUUGGCUACAAUUAAUUACAUAAUCUUAUUGAGCGUAUGGAUGUCCCAUGUGAAAAUAAUGUUGUGUCGUAAUUAUUUUCUAUGCUUGUUGAAAAUGUAAACAUUCUAGGCUCCCACUGCUGGCUACAAUUCAUUAUUAAAAUUCAAUUCAAAUGUUAUUUUUGGAUGAACAUAAAUACAAGGAAAUGUGAAAUAAUGAUGUUGUCGUAAACAUUUAUAAGCUCCCCAUUCUGCUUAUUGGUCAUAGUACGCAACACAAGCCUACAGUAUCUAAGUACAAUUUCGGCAAAACAACGACUGUUACUUUAAACAUAUACUGCCAUUAGCAAUAAAGAAUACAUAUGAAACAUUAACAUAACAACUUAUUAUUGUUUGAAAUGUAUAACCACAUAAUUUAUUAAUUCUCAAUAAUAAAAUAAAAUAAAUUAAAAAAAAUGCCAAGAUUUAAAAAUGCUUGAAAUUUAAGAUGCUUUGGAGUUAGACAUAUAUUUUUCUAGUUAUAAUUUGUAGUUGAAAGCUAUUAACCUAUAUUAUAAUCAUAAUUCCCCCCACUCCCCAGAUAAUUUUCUUACCCCACCCGCAGUUUUGCCGGAAAAAAGAGCAUUUGUAAGAUUUGCCAACAAAAUUAAUUGCUCCGAGGUCUGUCUCUCACAUUAAGCUCAUUGGCUACUUAAAAACAAAACAUUUAACAAACUUUUUACAUUUUAAUACGGUAUAUAUUGAGCAUAUAAAUGAAAAAGCACAUUAAAAGAGUUACCUAUUAUUUUUUUUAUUUAGUUACUGUGUAUCAUAAUAUCGUCAAAAUGUUAAAAUGUCUUAAUUCCGAAAUAAUAUUAAAUACCUAAUUCCUUGAUGUUAUUUGUAGUGCCCAAGUUCAAUAUGAAUAUUUUUUUUCUUGUAUUUUGCAUUUGGGAAGGCCUAUAAAUUAUCACCUCCCAUAAAUUGAUGAUUUUCAUGUUUUCAUAUUGUGCAGGAUAAUAUAUUGGCUUGUAUAGUAUAGUAACUUAUAAUUUUUAUACAUUUCCAAAGAUGGAUAAAUAAUAAAGCCUGUCGUAAUAGUUUUGUUUUAUGCCAGAAUUAAGCAUUGAUCUUAUACAGAUUUAUUGUAGACUACAAAAUUAUGCCAUCAGUCUAUUUUCCUCAAAGACGAUCUGACCUUUCAUCUUUAAGUCAAUGGCUGUACUACAUUAGGCCCUACCAUGGAGGUAUAUGGCCCUACUAAAUGAUUCUCUUAGAAAACAUGUGGUAGACAUUUAUACUGUAUUAAUUUAAGUAACUAGAGCAUUCCUGGUUUUAGCAGCCAUAUUGGCGGCCAUGUUGGAUUUUCGCAACUUCGAGUGGCCAAAUAUAUUUUUUUGGUGCGGUACAGUAUUUUUAGACCACAAAAUUGUUUUCACACAUACAAUAUUAUGGGAGUUAUGGAAAAUAUUUAGAUUCGAAGGCCAUCUUAGGGAAACAAAUUUGAUAUGAGAUUAUCAUCAAUGUUUGCUACGACGACAUUGUUAUGCAUGCAUUCAGACACGCCAUGUCAUGUACUUACUGGUAAUAAAAUCUUCAGUGAGUGAGCUUACCGCUCGUUAAAUCCGUACAAAUGAAUGAUAAAUAUCAAUAAGAGUCGAAGAUCAAGGGAAGACAAAUCUACCGAUGGUAUUUCAGUUAGGCUCAUAAUACAACACAUACUUGAUGUUUCAUUGUAGACCUAUAUUUUUAACAUUUAAAAAAUGUGCUGUAUGAAAGUUUAUACUGUUCUUGUAUAUUAAACAUCUUGUAAUAUGCAACUGUACUGCUGGAUGUGUGAUGAAAUAAAUAAAUAAAAAUAACUAAAAUGAUAGUAACUAUCGUUUAAAUAA